GCCUCGACGUCUACGCCGCCAGCUACAACGCCAGCGCCUAUGCAUCCAUGACGCAGCCCGAGGGUGCCAAGAUCGGAACCCCCAAUGACGGCCCCUUCGCUACGUGGGCCAGCAUGAUGGGUGCGUUGAGGAUUGGCGGAAAUUUGCUAUCUGUCAAGGCGGAUCGUGAGCAGGACCAGGACAAGGGCGUGAGCGCAGUCAAUGCCAAGUUGACAUACUUUAGCACUGUCGCUGUCAACCCUGGGGAGUACGGCAUCACUAUCAACUCGGAAGCGUGUCCAACUUUGUCCAGCAACAGCCUCGAAUUUCUGUUCGAGAUCCCCGGCACCGACUCUCGUGAUGCAAGCGUGAGCUUCCUGGCGGAGAAGGAGAAGGAUGCCGGUGUCUAUCUGCUCGCUGAUUGCUAAAGGAGCGAGCCUGGGGUAUUCUGAGGAGAACUUGAGGUUGAUAAAGCAGGGUGCGAGGAAGAAGGAUGCAGAUUGUUUUGAGAAGGGGGACUUGAAAUUUCCAGAGCUUCAGUCAGUCGUUUGUCAAGAAUACUGCUUCAUGGAGGAGGAGCGGGAGGAAGAGAGUGUGUUACCGUGUUUAUGAAAAAGGUAUACUCUAUGAAGAGCUUGUCAGAAUCGCUAGAUGUUUCCCGGCAGGUGCACAGUGUGUCUUCUGUCUCGUGCGCUAUUCUGGUGCUUUCUCAUCGUCUUCUGCACGCUGACUCUCAUUAUCAACCUCACGAGUAAUAG
This is a messenger RNA of Cryphonectria parasitica EP155, 737 nucleotides long. RefSeq lists its product as uncharacterized. The transcript has a single exon. The coding region runs from base 48 to 407 and encodes 119 amino acids. The record is from RefSeq and is a predicted model, not a curated record. NCBI's taxonomy places the organism in Eukaryota, Fungi, Ascomycota, Sordariomycetes, Diaporthales, Cryphonectriaceae.